UUAGGUUAUGUUUACGAGAGUUCUGUUGUUGAUAACUGAUAAGUUGUUGAGGUUGAGUAAUUAAACUAACUAAACAUGCCGUUUAUGAAAGGUAUUGAACCGAUUCGGUACACAUUAAAGUAUUUAGAGGCUGGCAAAGUACUAUUUAAAGAUUCCUUACAAAUAUUUUGCAUUAAUUACAAUACAAAAGGAGAUCAUCAUGACGGUGCCAGGAAAUUUGUGUUUUGGUAUCUGCCUCAACUACAGUACAAGAACCAAAGUGUUCAGAUCCUCACUCUUAGAAACCUGACUCCUUCACCCUUCAUCACUUGCUAUUUUGAUAAUAAUGAAAGCAUGCUGAUUGAUGUGGAUGGUAAGAAAAAAGAAGAUAUUUUAGCACAUGUCUUAAAAGUGCUGGGAAAACCAGAGGAAGUUCUGAAAGCAGAAGCUCAAGCGAGAGAAAAGAAGGACAAUCCUGCCAACUUUGGCUAUAUGUGUGAAAAAGCCUGCAUUUGUGAAGUUCCAGGACAAAUUCCCUGUCCGGGAGCUGUUCCUCUUCCCUUCCACAUGAGGGGGAAAUACAUACGCAAGAUGAGGGAGGAAGGGACCCUUUAAGUUAAUAUGUUUUGUAGUUAGUUGUCUGUAAUUUUGUAAAUAAAUGUAUUGUUUAAGCAAA
Molecule: messenger RNA, 655 nt
Organism: Macrosteles quadrilineatus (aster leafhopper)
Lineage: Eukaryota; Metazoa; Arthropoda; Insecta; Hemiptera; Cicadellidae
Product: probable 28S ribosomal protein S25, mitochondrial
Exons: 4
Coding region: 76-594 (172 amino acids)
Cellular component (GO): mitochondrion
Molecular function (GO): structural constituent of ribosome
Source: RefSeq, a predicted model, not a curated record